AUGCGACCACAUACGCCUCUAGUCCGGCAGCUUCGGCUCACGGCUGCCAUUACCGGGGCGGCGAAGCGACCGGGCUUUGUCUGCUGGCAAUGUCGGGCCAUCCAAAUCAGCGCAUCCCCCACCACAGAUUCAAGACCCGGGACCGAUGCAUUUGGAGCUUACCCCGGGGCACACAGGGACUCUUCGGAUGCUCGGUUCGAAGUCCUCGGUUCUCCAUACUCGUUACUCUCCGUCAACCUGUCGGCGUCACAGCGGCUCUACACAAGGAGGGGGACGCUGGUGUCUGUCGUCGGCAAGGUGGAAAACGUACAAUCCACGCUUUCACUUCUCUCUCCGCUUCAACGAGCCCCCCUCGGCGUUCCAUUCCUUUACCAACGCAUCUCCUCAACAACACCAAUCACCGCGAUCAUAGCUACGAAAUCCCCGAAUACCACAUUCUCCGUCCUUCGCCUUGACGGCACCAUCGAUUGGAUCGUCUCUCAACGAAAUGCCCUCCUCGCAUGGACUGGCCAUACCCUGACCCCAUCCCCGCGCAUCCACCACGGCCUCUCGGUAGCCCAUUGGGGCAACACACAUUUGACCGGCCGCGGGCUGGCAGCACUCUCUUCACCAGGCCAGAUUCACGAACUCACUCUCGCGGAAGGUGAGGAGAUUGUGUUACAUCCCUCACACGUCGUGGCUUAUCCAGUCACUCGCAACCCUCCGUUACCAUUCCGGUUCAAGAGCACACGCCUUACCCUCCAGGUUCCCGCUGUCCCCGCCUCGAUUACCAAUGCGGCUGGCCGGUUGGCUCCGGAACGUGUCUCGACGUUCUGGAACGCCAUGAGGGAUACAGAGACGUUCAAAGCCCUUGCGCGGUUGUUCUACGGGUUGCGUACGACAGCAAGGAGGACGAUCUGGGGUGACCGGUUGUUCCUGCAGUUUAAGGGCCCCAUGACACUAUUGAUGUCAACGCGUGGGGUUAGGGUUAGUGAUGUGUUGAGCAGGGAGGAUGUCAAUGAGAUCGCGGACAGUGAGGCCGGUGUUGUGCCCAAGGCGGUGCAGCUCGCGAGCGAACCAAAGGUCAAGGAGGACAAGCGGCCGGAAGAGAAAGUGGCCGCGCUCCACGUUGCCAAUGUGAGCAAGGAUGGAAAAGUCAGCUUCGAGGAUGCGAAGAACUUGAACGACUUUGUCCGGUAA
Molecule: messenger RNA, 1179 nt
Organism: Dichotomopilus funicola
Lineage: Eukaryota; Fungi; Ascomycota; Sordariomycetes; Sordariales; Chaetomiaceae
Product: mitochondrial biogenesis AIM24-domain-containing protein
Exons: 3
Coding region: 1-1179 (392 amino acids)
Biological process (GO): inner mitochondrial membrane organization
Cellular component (GO): mitochondrial inner membrane
Source: RefSeq, a predicted model, not a curated record